UGAAGAAAGUAACGAUGAGAAGAUUGAUGACUAUCCCCCCCUUUAUCUAACAUCGGCGGAUUGAUUUCUCCACAAUAUGUGGGCACUAUCCAUGCCAUGAUAACUCCUUGCCAACCGGCUAUUAUGAUGAAUACAAAUGAGUUAACAGAUCGACACCAUAUGCAAGAAUGAAGAGAAGGGUGAUGAACACAAGCAAUUGUUGGAAUCCAACAACAUAUCAGACCGCUCUUUUAGAGCCAAAUGAGGUUGCAAGCAACCUUACACCAGCGAUGCAGUCCACUCUGGGUACUGCAGGGGCAUUUUGUGAGAACGGAGAUCAUUCUCCCGACUUAAUUUACAAAGAUGUCCUUAACGGAGCGUUGGGAGAGCAUACAGUCGGCUUUAUAAGUUGAUAUCUUCUCAUGUCGUUUGAUGUGGGAAGGUGGAUGACCA
Molecule: messenger RNA, 432 nt
Organism: Aspergillus candidus
Lineage: Eukaryota; Fungi; Ascomycota; Eurotiomycetes; Eurotiales; Aspergillaceae
Exons: 1
Coding region: 168-392 (74 amino acids)
Source: RefSeq, a predicted model, not a curated record